Messenger RNA from Carassius gibelio (silver crucian carp), 1415 nucleotides. Its product is annotated as guanine nucleotide-binding protein subunit beta-5a. The transcript is spliced from 9 exons. Gene Ontology annotation, molecular function: signaling receptor complex adaptor activity; protein binding. Gene Ontology annotation, cellular component: heterotrimeric G-protein complex; cytoplasm. Gene Ontology annotation, biological process: G protein-coupled dopamine receptor signaling pathway; G protein-coupled receptor signaling pathway. The record is from RefSeq and is a predicted model, not a curated record. Lineage: Eukaryota; Metazoa; Chordata; Actinopteri; Cypriniformes; Cyprinidae. The coding region runs from base 68 to 823 and encodes 251 amino acids.
UGUAUUUUAGGACGGAAAAGUGAUCGUAUGGGAUGCAUUUACAACAAAUAAGGAGCAUGCGGUGACUAUGCCCUGUACGUGGGUCAUGGCCUGUGCUUACGCCCCCUCUGGAUGUGCAGUGGCUUGUGGUGGCUUGGACAAUAAGUGCUCUGUGUACCCUCUAUCCCUGGACAAGAAUGAAAACCUCGCCGCUAAGAAGAAAUCAGUGGCCAUGCACACCAACUACCUGUCUGCAUGCUGCUUUACUAACUCAGAUAUGCAGAUCCUGACGUCUAGCGGUGAUGGCACGUGUGCUCUGUGGGAUGUAGAGAGCGGUCAGAUGCUGCAGAGCUUCCAUGGACACGCGGCUGAUGUGCUGUGUCUGGAUCUGGCACCCUCUGAGACCGGAAACACAUUCGUUUCAGGGGGCUGCGAUAAGAAGUCUUGUGUUUGGGACAUGCGCACGGGACAGUGUGUCCAGUCUUUUGAGACUCAUGAAUCAGACAUCAACAGCGUGCGGUACUAUCCCAGCGGAGAUGCUUUCGCUUCAGGCUCAGAUGAUGCUACUUGUCGUCUCUAUGACCUGAGGGCAGACAGAGAGGUGGCCAUUUAUUCUAAAGAGAGCAUCAUAUUUGGAGCCUCUAGUGUGGAUUUCUCCCUCAGUGGGCGGCUGCUGUUCGGUGGCUACAAUGACUACACCAUCAACGUGUGGGACGUUUUAAAGGGCACCCGCGUGUCCAUCCUGUUUGGACAUGAGAACAGAGUUAGCACGCUCCGCAUUUCUCCGGACGGAACGGCGUUCUGCUCGGGAUCCUGGGAUCACACAUUACGGGUCUGGGCCUGAAUGUUUGCUGAACCUCUGCUUGUGUUUGACGUCUGGAUUCACGGAUAAGCUGCAGACUGUAAUAGUGUGUUGAGCUCAGUAGAGGAUAUGAUACAGAGGGAUUGUAGUGCAUCCAACUCUAAUCAGCACAUUAGGCAUGCUUGGUAUUAUGGGAUGGACUUGGAUGGUGUGGAUGGCUUCUGUUUCUAUGACAGCGUUCUAGUUUAUGUGUAUGAAUGUGUUUGAGCUCAUGAUCCAAGAAAUCAUAUAUCUAAAACAUUAAUCUAAAAAUAUAAACAUAUUCCAUGUUGUUUAGGCCUGUGCAUGAGGUUGAAGCACAGCAGAGACCCUGAUGUCUCGACUGACUGCUUGAGUUGUUAUGAGUCAAGAUAAAGAUUGUUUAGCGGACUCUGUUUCUAAUAUGCAAGCGAACAGAUUUAGUUAUUGUCUCUUACUCGCUAUGGUCUCAUUGUCUUUUAAUUACUAUGCCAUUAUAGUUGUUCUUUCUUACUGUAGCAAAGUGUAUACACCAUUAUAUCAUAUCAUAUAGGUUGUCAUAUCGACACAUAUAUCCCUGCACCUAAACCAAAUAAAUGGAUUCUAAAUGCUUAAA